AUGUCACUUUCUAGCAUCUUGCAGAAAAUCCAAUCCAAGGGCCAAAUCAGAAACCCACCACCGCGUCCAACCCCCAAACCCCCAACUGCAACAGCACUAAAACCAACAUAUCCCUCUUCUUCCUCGUCAAAUGAAAGAACAGUGGAUCCGGUCGUUGCACGGCUCAAGGCUGCCAGGAAGGCAGAGAAGGAAGCCAAAGAGAGGGAGAUGAGGGCGAAGAAGGGGCUGGCUCCCAAAAAAGAAACCCUGCACUCUCGUACUUCAAAAACGACAUCUGCUGCGUCCUCUGGAACCAGGGGCACCAUUAAUAGGAAUAAGAACGCAAGCACGCAACCUCUUGCGCCACAGAAAAGUGAAAGGAAGCCGAAAAUGUCAUUUAGUGAGCUCAUGAAAAAGGCUUCGUCAAUAGACCAAAGCAAAAUGAGUAUUUCCAUAAAGCCUAAGACGAAAACACCCGAAGCACAACCGCGGAGGAAAACGCCCGAAAGAGACGAGCGCAGGGCCCGAACUACGUCGCCACGAACACAAGGGCGACAGGAGCAAAAACCGGAGUCUACUAUUGUUAGAAGCAAUGGAGGCAAUUCCAAACAUUUGAAAGAUGUUAGGUCCCUGCAACCAGAAAGAAAAGCAGUAGCACCCAGACAACCUAUACCAAUCAGACAGCCUUCGCUGAAGUUGCAGAGUAAGUUGAAGCUGAAAAAGGCUGACAAAUCACAAUCCGGCUACGAUGACGAAGCGGACGAGGAUGAGGACGAUGACUUAGAUUCGUUCAUAGCGUCUGAUGAGGAAGAGCAGGUUUCCGAAGAGCAUGAUUAUGAUCGUGACGAGAUCUGGUCGAUAUUCAACCGCGGAAGGAAACGGUCGUAUUACGAGCAGUACGAUGACGAAGAUUCAGACGACAUGGAGGCCACUGGUGCCGAGAUUUUGGAAGAGGAGGCUCUUUCGAAGCGCAUAGCCCUUAAAGAUGACCAGAGGGAGUUGCUUGAGGAGCAGAGGAGAGCAAAAUUGAAAGAGGCUCGUAAGAAAGCAAAGCGGUAA
Messenger RNA from Clavispora lusitaniae ATCC 42720, 1038 nucleotides. RefSeq lists its product as uncharacterized. Gene Ontology annotation, cellular component: nucleolus. The record is from RefSeq and is a predicted model, not a curated record. NCBI's taxonomy places the organism in Eukaryota, Fungi, Ascomycota, Pichiomycetes, Serinales, Metschnikowiaceae. Gene Ontology annotation, biological process: transcription by RNA polymerase I; nucleosome assembly. Gene Ontology annotation, molecular function: DNA binding; histone binding.